Molecule: messenger RNA, 471 nt
Organism: Pediculus humanus corporis (human body louse)
Lineage: Eukaryota; Metazoa; Arthropoda; Insecta; Psocodea; Pediculidae
Product: netrin receptor unc5, putative
Exons: 4
Coding region: 1-471 (156 amino acids)
Biological process (GO): axon guidance; homophilic cell-cell adhesion; dendrite self-avoidance
Cellular component (GO): plasma membrane; axon
Molecular function (GO): cell-cell adhesion mediator activity
Source: RefSeq, a predicted model, not a curated record
AUGCAACCCCCUCAAAAAAAUGCAUUCAUAAUUAGAUGGAAGAUACGUCAUUCUCAGUAUACUUGCUCACGAUACUUAGAGUCGUCGUCGUAUGAAUGGAGGGGGGAAGGGGAUUUGAAAAAAAAUUUCGAACAGUCACCGUAUUCGGUCAACGUCGAAAUGGAACAUCAGACUCAACUUCGGUGUAUACCACCACAGGGUAUACCACCGCCAAAAGUUUACUGGUUAAAAAACGGUGCAGUUUUAGAACCGGAUUCAAACAUAAUAAUAAGCAGCGAAGGACAUUUGAUAUUUAGCGAAGCUAGAUUUCAAGAUACCGCCAAUUAUACUUGCGUGGCAGAAAAUUUAGCCAAUAAAAGAUUCAGCGAUAGCGCAUUGCUUAAAGUUAUCGGUCGUGAAUGUUUACUAAAAAAAAAAAAAUUUGCAAUUUCAUUUAAAAAACAAAAGCACGUGCCAAAGAAAAAUAUUUGA